AUGCACAACACACGCUCUCGCGCUCGUUGUCAACCAGGCAUAUCUACUCCGAAGCACUUGUCGACUGAAGGGAGCGGCAGUGAUGAAGAAUCGCAUUCGCCAUCCACCGCAGUAGCGGCGCGCAGCCGGUCGAGUCGCAGCCAAGGCAAACUUCAGUCGACUGGAGGAAGCGAGAGGACACGAGCAGGACAGGACAAAAAACAGACUUCUCGAAAAGACGGGCAAUCUACACGACCCUACUGCACGAUUGCGUACAUCCGCGGCAUGGUCAACCGAGACCCUCUGGAUAAAGAAUGCCCCAACUGGAAAUUCCACGGUGGUCAGAGACACCCCAUAGGGCCGCAGGAGUUCACACGCCAGCUUCACCGUCAACUUGCCCGAGAUCGAGAUCUUGGGUUCGAACAACUACACGUCUGUGGUCGGACAGGCUACCUCGUGAAAGCUACCCUUCUAUCACAUGGAUACACUGUGGUCAUUAAAGCUACCACAGUGGGGAAGCAGCAUCGCCUUCAAGCGGAGUUGAACAAUUAUCGUCACCUUAGGAGCUUGCAAGGACAUCAGAUCCCCGUCUGUCUUGGAGACUUUCAGCCACGCGUCGCGUAUUGGUACCAUGGUAAAUUAAUGGCCCAGAUGAUGAUCCUGAGCUAG
Penicillium antarcticum is the source of this 648-nucleotide messenger RNA. RefSeq lists its product as uncharacterized. The coding region runs from base 1 to 648 and encodes 215 amino acids. The record is from RefSeq and is a predicted model, not a curated record. Lineage: Eukaryota; Fungi; Ascomycota; Eurotiomycetes; Eurotiales; Aspergillaceae. The transcript has a single exon.